AUGUCUUCCAUCACCGCCGGCACAGCCACUCCACGUUCAUGUAGAUCCAAACCUCAACAAACUCCCAAACACACCGAGAAUCUAAACCCUAAUGUUUCCCCUUCUCCCAAAAAGGUUCAGAAACAACCUAGAAACCCUAAUUCCCCUCAAACGAAAAUCCGGCAGCGGAAAUUCGUAGCGGUGAAGAAGAAACACGAGGACGAUGGUGGUUCCGGUUCGAAUUCGACGAUGGUGGCGCAUUGUAACUGUAAAGAGAAGAAGUGUGUUUGUGUUGCUUAUCGGAAUCUAAGAAAGUCUCAGGAAGAUUUUUUCAAGAAUCUGAAUCAUGAUGUAGAUAAUGAAGAAGAAGAGGAGAAAGUUGAUGAUGAAAUUGAGAGUGAUUUUGUUGAGAAAGUUGAUAAUGAAGGUGCUGUGAAGAGAAGUAGGGAGAGAUUGAGGGAAGAGGUGAGGGAGAGUGUUGCGCAAAUUGGAUCGGGGAAGGUUAUGAGUUUGGUUCAGGCUUUUGAGAAGCUUUUAUUUGAACCGGAUUCCAAGGAUGAGGAUGAAAAACAGGUGAAGGAAGAUGGAGAGAAUGUUAGGGUUUCUGGUUCUUCGUUUUGUGCUGCGGAUUUGAUUUUGACAUGUCAAAAUCUUGGACUGGAUCCUAAUGCUUCUGUUUCUUCUUCUUUGGAUGGCGGCUCUCGUCGAAGUUUGACUUCUAAAGGAGGGAGACGUAGCAGGAGAAAUAGCUUAGAAUCAUCAACCACCACUCUUGGGGGAAGGAGAAGGUUGAGAAAGAAGCUUCCAAAAGUCACCCGUCCAGAACCAUUUAAGCUUCGAACUGACCAAAGAGGAAAGAUUAAAGAAGAGGAAUUUGAACAAAAGGUGCAACAGAUGAAGACAGAAGAAGAGAAGCAAAGGAUUCCUGUUGCACAAGGUCUUCCUUGGACAACCGAUGAACCCCAGUGUUUGGCAAAACCUCCCGUCAAGGAAAUUACAAUACCUGUUGACCCGAAGCUUCAUACUGACAUGCGGGCGUUGGAUCGUGCUGGGUUUGAUGAACAAGUAGCAGAAAAAUUGCUCUUCAUAGAACAAUAUAAAUUGGAAAGGGAGAGGCAGCAAAAGUUGGAAGAAGAAGAAGAAAUCAAAAGGUUGCGGAAAGAACUUGUUCCAAAAGCCCAACCUAUGCCAUUUUUCGACAGACCCUUUAUCCCAAGGAGGUCGGUGAAGUGUCCUACUCUACCUAAAACACCGAAGUUUCAUAAGAAGGUGAAGUGCAGCGCAUCAUCAUCAUCAUGGAGUGACAUGAACUCCUCAUCCGGCCUCAAUUAA
This is a messenger RNA of Vicia faba (fava bean), 1311 nucleotides long. The record is from the annotation of a GenBank genome assembly. Lineage: Eukaryota; Viridiplantae; Streptophyta; Magnoliopsida; Fabales; Fabaceae.